AUGUCGGACACCGAGGAGCAGGAAUAUGAGGAGGAGCAGCCCGAAGAAGAGGAGGCUGCGGAGGAGGAGGAGGAAGCCGCCGAGGAGCCGGAGCCAGUGGUAGAGCGAGAAGAAGAGCGCCCCAAACCAAGGCCUGUGGUCCCGCCACUGAUCCCCCCGAAGAUCCCAGAAGGGGAACGGGUGGACUUCGAUGACAUCCACCGGAAGCGCAUGGAGAAAGAUCUGCUGGAGCUGCAGACGCUCAUCGAUGUGCAUUUUGAACAGCGGAAGAAAGAGGAAGAGGAGCUCAUUGCGCUGAAAGAGCGCAUUGAGCGGCGCCGGGCUGAGAGAGCUGAACAACAGCGCUUCCGAACGGAGAAGGAGCGUGAGCGUCAGGCCAAGCUGGCGGAGGAGAAGAUGCGGAAGGAGGAGGAAGAGGCCAAGAAGCGGGCGGAGGACGACGCCAAAAAGAAGAAGGUUCUGUCCAACAUGGGAGCCCAUUUUGGGGGUUACUUGGUCAAGGCAGAACAGAAGCGCGGUAAGCGCCAGACAGGACGGGAGAUGAAACUGCGCAUCCUUUCUGAGCGUAAAAAGCCUCUGAACAUCGACCACAUGGGAGAAGAGCAGCUCCGGUAG
Enhydra lutris kenyoni (northern sea otter) is the source of this 615-nucleotide messenger RNA. RefSeq names its product troponin T1, slow skeletal type. Bases 1 to 615 code for a protein of 204 amino acids. Gene Ontology annotation, cellular component: troponin complex. Gene Ontology annotation, molecular function: tropomyosin binding; troponin T binding. Gene Ontology annotation, biological process: regulation of muscle contraction; sarcomere organization; slow-twitch skeletal muscle fiber contraction. The transcript has 10 exons. The record is from RefSeq and is a predicted model, not a curated record. NCBI's taxonomy places the organism in Eukaryota, Metazoa, Chordata, Mammalia, Carnivora, Mustelidae.